AUGUCACGAAGACGUGCUUCCGAUUUUGCUCACGAUCUAUUCCGAUCGAUAUUUCAUCGAUUUCGAAGAGAUGAUACUAAACGAUCCCUAUCAACUGGUGAUCUAGUUGAUAAUUAUAUGGAAAUGGAAUUCACGGAGCCGACUACGAGUACACUACCGGCACAUUUUGACGAUUGUGAUCGUGUUCCUAUGCAGUUCUCCUCAUCCACAUAUCCACGACUUUUAUCACAACACGACCGUACAGCACAGAAACUGCUCCGAUGUGGAAGUGAUGUGGACAGCAGUUGUGCUUCUAUUGCUGAUUACAAUCGUUCACAAAUAUGGUUCUAUCAAGGUAUGGAUUCAAAGAAAGCCGAAAGAUUAUUACAAAGUGCUGGAUGUGGUGAAGGAUCAUUUGUUGUCUCGCAACAAUCGAUGCAGUAUGUAUUAUCGUUCAUACAUGCCGGUACCGUACACCAUAUCCGUAUCGGAUAUUCGGUUAAAGAAAGUGGUGAAGCGAAAUUUCGACUCGAUAUUGAUCGCAGUUUCAAAAAUCUUCACGAUCUCAUCGCUUACUACACGAAACACAGAUCAUUCAUAUUACCGAUGAAAUUGAAACGUGGUGUCGCUCGACCGCUACGUAUGCAGCACGAACGAACGCGAGCUUAG
Messenger RNA from Necator americanus (New World hookworm), 648 nucleotides. RefSeq lists its product as uncharacterized. The record is from RefSeq and is a predicted model, not a curated record. Lineage: Eukaryota; Metazoa; Nematoda; Chromadorea; Rhabditida; Ancylostomatidae. The transcript has 5 exons. The coding region runs from base 1 to 648 and encodes 215 amino acids.